Halteromyces radiatus is the source of this 452-nucleotide messenger RNA. RefSeq names its product DAD/Ost2. Gene Ontology annotation, cellular component: oligosaccharyltransferase complex; membrane. Bases 26 to 364 code for a protein of 112 amino acids. Lineage: Eukaryota; Fungi; Mucoromycota; Mucoromycetes; Mucorales; Cunninghamellaceae. Gene Ontology annotation, biological process: protein N-linked glycosylation. The record is from RefSeq and is a predicted model, not a curated record. The transcript is spliced from 3 exons.
AUUUUUAUUAUUUUGUUAUUAUACCAUGAACAAUGUUACAACUGCCUUUCAUAAAUUCUUUUCAGCAUAUAAAAAGGAUACGAACAUUAGUUUGAAACUUAUUGAUGUUUAUCUUAUUUACAUCAUGUUAUCUGGUAUCCUUCAAUUUGUUUAUAUGAUGAUCGCUGGUACUUUUCCUUAUAACGCUUUCUUGGCUGGUUUCAUCUCUACUGUAGGUAGUUUUGUAUUAGCAGUUAACCUUCGUAUUCAAACCAACUCCCAAAAUAAGGACACUUUUAAGACAGUAUCUCCAGAACGUGCUUUUGCCGAUUUCGCCUUUUGUUCUCUCCUACUUCACUUCUUUUGUAUUAACUUUUUAGGCUGAAAAUAGAAUAUAGUUCUUUUUAUUUUUUUAAUCUAUCCUUUAGUAUUAUAUAUAUUCUUCAAUAAAGUGAUCAUAUUCUUACUUAUAA